AUGAAUUUUAUUAUUUUUUCUAGUUCUAUAAAAUAAUUUUUUUUGGUAGUCCCAUCUGAUUUCUUUAGAAAGCUUCUGGGGAAGGCAAGAUUUUUAAAAUAACAGGGAAAAGAUAGGUCUUUAUGGAGCACAGUCAGGGCAUGAGUGAAUAGGUUGAAAGUAGGGCUACAUCUGAAAAGAGGAAAGCAAUUCCUAGGGGGACUAUUCAUGAGACCAAGAGUUUCCCCAGCAACCAGUGGUUGCCUUCCGAUCCCAUCUCCUGCCCUAUUGACAUAAGGCUGCUUCAUGGCUAAUUGACUGGGUGGUGUGGCUGUAGACAAGAGCCACUGAGGCAUGAGGAGAAGCCAGAAUGACUCAUGUUGAGAGAGGCCAGGGGGUUUGGCAAAUAUGGACAGCCCCCCGCUCAGCUCCUAACCGAGCUCCCUCUGCCUUCCGGCUUUGACCCCCUCCCAAGGUCUCCUUUCCACCUAGAUGAGAGUUCAACUGUCGUUCUUCCUAGUCCCCUGCUUUCCCCACAAACACUCUGUGGCCCACCUAGAAGCCAGGAGUCGGGCCAUAGUCCACUCUCCUGCUAGGCUCGAGGCACUGGGCCCUCAGGUUCCAAGCCCUCUCCCUUGGCUGCUUCUCCCCUCCCCCCAGCUGAUGCCCCAUUAGCUGCUCACUCAGGCUGCAGGGUCGCCUUUAGUUUAUGGCCCUGACCACCCCUCCCUCUGCUCUUGCCUCUUGGCUCUCUGACCAACUUCAGCCCCUGAGGGUUGAUCCUCAAGGCUCAGAGACAUCUAGCAGCUUCGAGAAGAGUCGCUCUCCUCCACUUUCCCACUGUCCUCUGGGCAACACAAUUGCCUCCCAGUACCUGCUCUCCCAAUGGCCCAGGUGAGUAUCAGCACCCACCUCCUCUCUGUUUACGGCUCAGCCAGCUGCCAAGAGAUUGAGUCGGUUGGGGGUUGGGGCUCCACUCAGGGGAAGCUGCUGGCUAUGUGUCUACGCCUCUGACUGUGAGCCAUCCUUAGCUUCUGCCUGCAUUACCUGAGAUCAUUAAGAAAUAACUGCACUUUGUACUUCUACAAGUACUUUGACUUGGAAUUCUGGGGGCCCGUUUGAUCCUGACACAUGGAUCGUUCUCUUCAUUUUAAAGACCACACGCUAAGGCCCAGAGAGUGUGAGUGGUUCCCCAGGUCACACAAGAAGGGCUGGUGGAGGAGAGGCCCCCAGGACCCCAUGCUCCCGCUUCUCAGCCUCAUGGACAUCCCGCUGGAACUGUCCUUUGCCCUCUAUGUUGCUGCCUUUACACUGGGCCUUCCUCUCAAUGUCAUCCUCCUCAUUGAGGCUGUGUCCCAUGCACGGCUCCGCCUUACCCUGAGCCUCAUCUACACCCUCCAUCUGGCCUGUUCUGACCUGCUGCUGACUGCCUCCCUACCCCUGAAGGCAGCCGAAGCCCUGGCAGGGGGAGCCUGGCCUCUCCCAGCCUCACUCUGCCCAGCAUUUGCCUUGAUACAUUUUGUCCCACUUUAUGCUGGGGGUAUUCUUCUGGCCGCCCUCAGUGUUGGCCGUUACCUCGGAGCGGCCUUCCCAUUGGGAUACCAAGCCACGCGGAGGCCCUGUUAUUCCUGGGGUGUUUGUGUGGGGAUCUGGGGACUGGUCUUUUUCCACUUGGGGCUGGUGUUUGUACUGGAAAGUCAGGAAGGCCAGGAGAACAUAACCACAUCCCUGGGAAUGACUGUUCCAGUCAAUGGCUCCCUCAUCUGUUUGGAAGCCUGGGAGCCAACAUGGGCUGGCCCUGCUCAUCUCAGUAUUUCGCUUCUGCUCUUUUUCCUUCCUUUGUCCAUCGCUACCUUUUGCUACGUGGGCUGCCUGCGGGCCUUGGCCUGCUCAGGCCUGAGCCGGAGCCGGAAGCGACAUGCUGCCCGUGUGGCCGGAGGCACGCUGCUCACUCUGCUGCUCUGCCUGGGGCCUUACAAUACUUCCCACAUGGCCUGCUUUGUGAGACCAGAGGCUGGCAACCACUGGAGGAAGCUCGGGUUGAUCAUGGGGUCCUGGAGCUCUGUGCUCAACCCACUGGUGUCCGGGUACUUAGGGAACAAGGCCGGCCGGAGGCGUGGUACCGUAGGGACUCAAGGUGGGACAUCCCAGAAAUAACAGCCUCUGGGCAG
This is a messenger RNA of Phascolarctos cinereus (koala), 2150 nucleotides long. The record is from RefSeq and is a predicted model, not a curated record. NCBI's taxonomy places the organism in Eukaryota, Metazoa, Chordata, Mammalia, Diprotodontia, Phascolarctidae.